AUGGAGAUAGCCCAGGUGAAGAAGCCCCGGCCCCAGGAACAAACCUACGAGGUGAGGAGGCUACCUCCCUCUCCGUGACCCGGAAGGCUUCAGGCACCUGGCCUUGGACAGUAUGCAGUGAGAGGCCACCCUUAAACAUUUUGUCCAAAUUUUUGCACUCUUACCAGAGCGAUAGUUUGGCGUUGAUCUAAGACAACCCCCAAAAUUAGUUAAAAUGUUUAUCUAAGACAACCCCCCCUGAUAAACACACACAAAACCCCGAAAACACCCCAAACACACACACACUGAUAAACACACACCACACCACCACCCCACACACUGUAAAACACACAAAACAACACAACCACUUAAAACACCCCACACACAAAAAACACACCCCUAUAAACAAACACACCCCUCACCACACCUAUAAAACACACAACCCACCCCUUUAAAACCCCCCACACCUAUAACACACAACCCACAAAAAUAUAAACAACCCCCCAAAACACAAAACCCCCCAAAAACACUUAUAAACACACCCACCCAAAAAACCCCCACCCCCACCCCCCAAAACCCACAAAAAACCCCAAACCCCACUGUAAACACCACAACCCCCCCCCCCCAAUUAAACACAAACACCAAACCCCCACACUAUAAAACACACACACACAACACACAAACACCCACAAACCCCCCCUAUAAAACUCCCACCCACCAUAUAAAACACCACACCCACACAUUAUAAACAACACCCCAAAAAACCCAAAACUGAUAAACACACACACAUACCCACACACUGAUAAACACCCAGAAACACCUGCACUUCACCAAACCCUUGUAAAGAUACACAGGCUACAUGUGGUGGAUACCAAAGUUCUUUCUCAGGUUCCCGUCACACUCUUCUCUCAGUGACUGCAAUACCAGUACUAUCCACUAUGUGAUGCCAUGAUUCCUCAGUCCAUAUUUGUGGCUUGACAUCUUUCUACUAGAAGUAAUAUACGUGAAUGGGCUCCAACAUGAUAGCUACAUGUUGAUAUUUAUGACGGUUACUAAUAAUCAAACUGAUCUCUUCAGUCGCUAAAUGUAAUUUGUCCAUCUUUUCAGAUCAAUGUACUUCAGGCUAAGAAGAAGUUUGAGAUCCUUGAUAGCAGAGUGAGAUGGGGUACCGAAAAAGUAGAAGCAAGAUGCACCGAGAGCCUCUGAUGCGGGCUUAACUCUACUUUAACUCGUUAGAAGCCGACUAUAAUAGUUUCUAUGAUCUUGUCCUCUCUCUCUCACUCCGUCUCGUAUCCUCUUCUCUCUCUCUCUCUCUCUCUUCUCUCUUUCUCUCUUCUCUCUCUCUCUAUCUCCUUAUCUCUCUCUCUCUCUUUCAUCUCCUCUUCAUCCUCUCUCUCUCUCUCUUCCCCCUUCUCUCUCUCUCUCUCACAUCUGCUCUGUCUCUCAAUGGUCGUUCAUGCGUGCCCAGUACACCUUGUUUCAACAGGGCUAUAACAUAUUGGAUGAGAUUGAUCCCUACAUGAAGAAACUAGCUGCAGAGGUGAGAGAGAGGCACCUCACAAACACUGACCACAGAUCUUACACCUGUUGGCCUCGGGCCUCUCCCCAUACACCUGCUCCCCAAGUCAGGCUGACAGAGGCCUCGCUAGUACAAACACUAGUAAUAAGGAGGGUUUGGUUUGAUUAUAGACCCAGUCACAGAGUAGGAAAACAAGGUGCCCCAGAGAGAGAUUGGCCUCUAUUGUAUCUGGCAUUAAUCCCACAGGACCAACUGCCAAAUGAAGGAACUCCUAAACCCAGACUGGGAACACACAGACUAGGCCACGUGUGUGUUCUCUCUAACUGUGUUGUGUUGAUCCAAUCUGCAGCUGGAUCAGCUGGUCAUAGACUCAGCCAUGGAGAAGAGAGACCUGGAACACAAACAUGCUACCAUACAACAGAGGGUGAGGAACCACACACACACACACACACACACACACACACACAGACACAACAGAGGGUGACGAACUAUACACACACACAACACAGGGUGAGGAACCACACACCUCUCCUCCCUCAAAUCUCUCUUCCUUCUCAUCCCUCACUACUAUCAUUUCCUGUUCCCAAACUUUCUCUUCCGUUCCUCUGUCAUUGUCUGUUCCCAACCGACCGUAUUUUCUGGUCAUUUCCUGUUCCCAACCCUCUCCUUCUCUAUUCAGUCCUGUUCCCAAAACCUCUCCUUCUUCUGUCAUUUUCCGUUCCCUAACAUUCUCCUCUCUUGUUUCAUUUUCUGGUUUUCCCAAACCUCUCCUUCUCUAUUCAGUUUUUCCUGUUCCCCCACCAAAUACCUCUCCUUCUCUGUCAUUUCCUGUUCCCAACCUCUCCUUCUCUAUCAUUCCUGUUCCCAACCUCUCCUUCUCUAUCAUUUCUGUUCCCAACCUCUCCUUCUCUGUCAUUUCCUGUUCCCAACCUCUCCUUCUCUGUCAUUUCCUGUUCCCAACCUCUCCUUCUCUGUCAGUCCUGUUCCCAACCUCUCCUUCUCUCUGUUCAAUCUGUUCCCAAAACCGACUCCUUCUCUAUCUGUAAGUCCUUGUUCCCACCUCUCCUUCUCUAUCAUUUCCUGUUCCCAACCUCUCCUUCUCUGUCAUUUCCUGUUCCCAACCUCUCCUUCUCUGUCAUUUCCUGUUCCCAACCUCUCCUUCUCUGUCAAUUUCCUGCUUCUCGAACCUCUCCUUCUCUAUCAGGUUCCUUUUCCAAACUCUCCUUCCUCUAAUCAGUCCUGUUCCCAAAAACCUCCCUUCUUCUGUCUUUCCUGUUUCCAACUUUAUCCUUCUCUGUCAGUUCCAUUUCCCGUUCCCAACCUCUCCUCUAUGAACUUCCAGUUGUUUCCACCAACCUCUUCAUUUCUCUAUCCGUCCUGUUCCCCAUACAUCUCCUUCUCUAUUCAGUUCCUGUUUUCCCAACUCUCCUUUCUCUAUCAGUCCUGCUUCUGUCCCAAAACUCUCCUCUCUAUAAGUCCUGUUCCCCAACCUCUCCAAUCUAUCAGUUCCUGUUCCCUCCAACCCUCUCCUUCUCUAUUCGUUCCUGUUCCCAACCUCUCCUUCUUCUAUUCAGUUUCCUGUUUCCCAACCUUCCUUCUCUAUUCCAGUCCUGUUCUCCAACUCUCCUUCUCUAUCAGUCCUGGUUCCAAAAACCUUUCUCCUUCUCUAUCCAAGGUUCAUUGUUCCAACUCUCCAUCUCUAUCAGUCUGUUCCCACACCUACUCCUUCUCUUAUUCAGUCCUGUUCCCCAACUCUCCCUUCUCUAUCAGUCCCCUGUGUUUUCCCACAUCUCCUUCUCUAUCGAGUCCUGUUCCCAACCUAGCCCUUAUCUAUAAGUCCUGUUCCCAACCGCGACUUCUCUAUUAACGCGUCCCCGGGGCGCCACAAUCCGCUGGACGGCGCGAUGCCAGGCCGCGCCCAACAAACCUCUGCUGCUGCCUUCCCUAGAAGGACGAGGGGUCCCAACCGCUCCGUCCCGCGCAGCAGGCCGUGUGGAAACAUACCGAUGACUUUGCUUUCUAUCAGUUCUGUUCCCUAAACUCUCCCUGUCCCCUCAAGUCAGUUUCUGUCUCCAACACAAAACCCUCUCCUUCUCUAUCAGUUCCUGUUCCAAAAACCUCUCUUCUCAAUCAGUUACAUCGUGUCUCAAAAACAUCUACUUCUCUAUUCAGUCCGUUCCCCCAACCUCUUCCUUCUCUAUCCAGUCAUUAAUGUUGCCCACAACCUCUCCUUCUUCCUAAUUCCAUUUCCUAUUGUUCCCAACUCUCUUUCUCUAUUUUCAUUUCCUGUUUCCCAAACCUCUUCCUUGCUUGCUCUAUUCAUUUCCUGUUUCAAUACCCUCUCCUUCUCUAUUCAUUUUUCCUUGUUCCAAAACAUUUCUCCUUCUCUAUCCAGGUCUUGUUCCCCAAACCUCUUCCUUCUCUGCAUUUCCUGUUCCCAAACCUCUCUUCUCUAGCAGUCCUCGUUCCCAAAAACCUCUCCUUCCUCUAUAUGCAGUUGCCUGUUCCCUAAAACCUCUCUUCUUCUAUUCAGCCCUGUCCUAAACCUCCUUUCUCUCUUUUCUAUUCAGUCCUUGUUCCACAAACCUCGCCUGCUUCGAUUCAGUCCUGUUGUUUUUCCCAACACCUUUCCUUCUUUCUCUUUUAUUCAGUCCUGUUUGCCACAAACCUCUCCUUCUGACUAUCAUUUCUGUUUGCCCCACCAACCUUCUCGUCUCUAUCAUUUCCUGUCCCAACCUCUCCGUGCUUCCUAUCAGGUCCCCUGUUCCAACACCGCUCCUUCUCUAUCGUCCCUGUCCCCACCUCUCAUUUCUCUAUCAGUCCGGUUCCCAAAACCUCUUCCUUCUAUGAUAAGGGGUCCGCUUGUCCCUAUACCAUCUCCUUCUUCUAAUCAGUCCUGUUCACAAACCUCUUCCUUCGAUCAGUUCCUGGUUUCCGCAAAAACUCUUCCUUCUCUAUCAGUUGUUUUCCAAACUUCUCCUUCUUUCUUUCAAGUCCUGUUGCCCAAUCUAUCCUUUCUCACAUUUCCUCUGCUUCCCUAACCUCCUUCCUUCUCGAGCUAUUUCAGGGUCACCACACCUCUCCCUCUCUAUCAGUCCUGUUCCCAACCCUCUCCUUCUCUAAUCAGUCUGUUCCCAACCUCUCCUUCUCUAUCAGUCCUGUUCCCAACCUCUCCUUCUCUAUCAGUCCUGUUCCCAACCUCUCCUUCUCUAUCAGUUUCCUGUUUCCCCAACUCUCUCUUUCAUUUCAGUUCUGUUCCCAAUACCUUCUUUCUUCUAUUCAGUCUGUUCCCAAACUCUCUCCUGCUCUAAUCAGUCAUGGUUCCCAAACCUCCUCCUUAUUCUAUCAUUUCCUGUUCCCAAAAAAACCUCUUCUUCUCUAUCAGUUACUGUUCCCAAACCUCUCCUUUCUCUAUCCGUUCCUGUUCCCAACCUCUCCUUCUCUAUCAGUCCCUUUCCCAAAACCUUCUCCUUCUCUAUAAUGUUUCCUUGUUCCCAACCCUCUCAUCUCUAUAGUUCCUGUUGCCCGGAAGUCCCUUCUUCCUUCUCUAUCAGGCCCCGAUCCCAAACCUUCCUUCUCUAUCAGUCCUGUUCCCAACCUCUCCUUCUCUAUCAAUCCUGUUCCCAACCUCUCUUUCUCAAUCAGUCCUGUUCCCAACCCCUCCUUAUCUAUCAUUUCCUGUUUCCAACCUCUCCUUCUCAAUCAAUUCCCGGUUCCAAUACCUCUCCUUCUCUACAAUCCUGUUUCCCAAACUCUCCUUCUCUACAAUCCCUGUUUCCCAACCUCUUUCCCUUCUCUAUCUCAGUCCUGUUUUCCCAAACCUCUCCUUCUCUAUCAGUCUGUUUUCCACCUCUCCCUUCUCUAUCAGUCCUGUUCCCAACCUCUCCCUUCUCUAUCAUCUGUCCCAACCCCUCCUUAUCUAUCAUUCCUGUUCCCAACCUCUCCUUCUCUACUAGGUCCUGUUCCCACACCCGCUCCUCUCGAUACAGUUCCUGUUUUCCCAACUCUUUCCUUCUCUAUCUGUCUGUCCAACCCCCCCUUCUCUUUGAUCCAAUCCUGUUCCUCAACCUGCGCCAUUCAGAGCGGGUCUCCAAACGCUUCCUGUUCAAUUCAAUCCUGUGCCCAACACCGUGCUGCCUGUGCGUUGUCGAUUGCAAUACGGGUCCAAUCCCUCUCCGUCUCACACAAGCCUAAUCCUGGUCCCAACACGCGUCCUGGACUCUUAGCAAGUCCUGGGGCUCAACAUCUCCACAGUUCCUGUUCACCUCUCCUUCUCGAUCAGUCCGGUUCCCAAACCCCUCCUAUCUAUUCAUUUCCUGUUCCCAACUCUCCUUCUUCAUCAGGUCAUGUUCCCCAUACCUCUCUUUUCUCUAUCGUUUCCUGGUUUUUCCCAACCCCUCUCUUAUCUUAUCAUUCCUGUGCAAAUUAUUCUCCUGUUCUCUAUCAGUCCUGUUCCCACCUCUCCUUCUCUAUCAGUCCUGUUCCCAACCUCUCCUUCUCUAUCAGUCCUGUUCCCAACCCCUCCUUCUCUAUCAAUCCUGUUCCCAACCCUCGCCAUCAUUUCCUGGUCCCAACCUCUCCUUCUCAAUCAAUCCUGUUCCCAACCUCUCCUUCUCUAUCAAUCCUGUUCCCAACCUCUUCAAUUUCUCAAUUCAAUCUCUGUUUCCUCAACCUCUCCUUUCUCUAGCAUAUCCCUGUUCUAACAUUCUUCCAUUUCAGUCCUGUUCGCCCAAACUCUCCUUUCUAUCAGGGUCCUGUUCCAACCUUCCUCCCUAUCAAUCCUGUUCCCAACCUCUCCUCCUCUAUCAAUCCUGUUCCCAACCUCUCCUCCUCUAUCAGUCCUGUUCCCAACCUCUCCUUCUCCAUCAAUCCUGUUCCCAACCUCUCAUUCUCAAUCAGUCCUGUUCCCAACCCCUCCUUAUCUAUCAUUUCCUGUUUCCAACCUCUCCUUCUCAAUCAAUCCUGUUCCACCCUUCUUCUCUAUCAUAUCUGUUUCUCCAACCUUCUCUUCUCUAUCAAUCUGUUCCCAACUCUUCCUUCUCUAUCAAUCCUGUCCACCAUCUUCAUUCUUCCAUUUCAGUCCGUUCCUCAAACAAACCUCUUCUUCUCUAUCCAGUCCUGUUCCCAAACCUUUUCCUUCUCUAUUCAGUCCUGUUCCAACCCUCUUUCCUUCCUCUAUCCGUCCUGUCCCAAACCCUCUCCUUUUCUAUCAGUCUGUGUUCCCACAAUACCUCUCAGUCGCUAUCAGUUUCUGUUCCCAAUCCUCGCCGUCUCAUCAGUCCUGGUUCCCAACUCCUCUUCUGUAAUCCAUGUCCGGUUCCCAAACUUCCUUCUCGAAUUUUCUCUUCUUAGUAGGUACUCUCUCUAUCGCGCAUCCAACAUUUUAAAUACUUUAUUUCCAUUCACGAAUCAGAUUUACAUUAAUCAAGGAUCCAAAUAUCUCAAAAGGUCCCUGUGUACAUGGACACUGAAGGGUACAAAAAGCACCUCCUCUUUAACACGGCAAGACUGCCCAUGACCGCUGACACAGAGCAGAACCUCGCCAGCUGCUUUGCCUUGGUCUUUGGCAGGCCCACAAUCUGAAGGUGUCUGGCCCACAAUCUGAAGGUGUCUGACCCACAUUCUGAAGGUGUCUGGCCCACAAUCUGAAGGUGUCUGGCCCACAAUCUGAAGGUGUCUGGCCCACAAUCUUAAGGUGUCUGACCCACAAUCUGAAGGCUACGUACUGCAAGCCUACAUACGUGGCCAAGACUGACAAAUAUCAGUGCUAGCAGCUUGCACACCCAUGUCCAAGGCUGUUCAAGCGAGCUACGAGGGGCUGGUAUUUUAGAAGAUUGUGGGUAAAGGACUGCUCCAUGUAGCGGUGAUACAGCCCACCUCCCUCUGGCCUCCCCCCCACAACAACAACAACAUUUGGCACACAGGAAAACGCAUCACCAUCAAAACCAACUUCCUCUUACACAAGAAUGUUUAUGAUUGUUUGCUGUUGGUGAGACUACCUGGCUACCAGGUCAACAAGGCAGUCAUGCUAUGUAUAGGUCCUUAUAUGAACAGCAACUAUUCACAACAUGGGCAACAGACUCCAUUACAUUUGACUCAUGUAGAAUACACAAUGGAUCAUGGUUUGCAGGGUACCAGUGUGCUAGGUAAAGGUGAGAAUGUCCUGGCCAAUGGCAGCAUUCUGGUACAUGGAAUGGGAGACAGAGCGGUCAGCACAGUCCAGAGCAGUGAGUUUCCCCUGCAGACUCAGAACAGUGAGUUUCCCCUGCAGACUCAGAACAGUGAGUUUCCCCUGCAGACUCAGAACAGUGAGUUUCCCCUGCAGACUCAGAGCAGUGAGUUUCCCCUGCAGACUCAGAACAGUGAGUUUCCCCUGCUGCCUCAGAACAGUGAGUUUCCCCUGCAGACUCAGAGCAGUGAGUUUCCCCUGCAGACUCAGAACAGUGAGUUUCCCCUGCAGACUCAGAACAGUGAGUUUCCCCUGCAGACUCAGAGCAGUGAGUUUCCCCUCCAGACUCAGAACAGUGAGUUUCCCCUGCAGACUCAGAGCAGUGAGUUUCCCCUGCAGACUCAGAGCAGUGAGUUUCCCCUGCAGACUCAGAGCAGUGAGUUUCCCCUGCAGACUCAGAGCAGUGAGUUUCCCCUGCAGACUCAGAGCAGUGAGUUUCCCCUGCAGACUCAGAGCAGUGAGUUUCCCCUGCAGACUCAGAGCAGUGAGUUUCCCCUGCAGACUCAGAGCAGUGAGUUUCCCCUGCAGACUCAGAACAGUGAGUUUCCCCUGCAGACUCAGAGCAGUGAGUUUCCCCUGCAGACUCAGAGCAGUGAGUUUCCCCUGCAGACUCAGAACAGUGAGUUUCCCCUGCAGACUCAGAGCAGUGAGUUUCCCCUGCAGCCUCAGAACAGUGAGUUUCCCCUGCAGACUCAGAGCAGUGAGUUUCCCCUGCAGACACAGAGCAGUGAGUUUCCCCUGCAGACUCAGAACAGUGAGUUUCCCCUCCAGACUCAGGCCAGUCCAGUGUUGCGUAGCUCUCUCCGUCUGAUACCGAGGAGUGUUGUCCUGGAUGUUAGGAUGAGAUGUUCCAUCAUGGAGGACAGAAGCCUCCACGGCAACCCAGGGGUCUGUCACAACUGCAGAGACAGUCACUGGCUCAGUCUGCGUGUCCGUCGGAGCUCCUCUCCAGUCUGCGUGUCCGUCGGAGCUCCUCUCCAGUCUGUCUCCAUCUGAGCUCCUCUCCAGUCCGGUUGCACAGGUCGUUGAGGUCCGGCCAGUUCUGACCAGACUCCAAAGCCCACAGCACGAGUGUCCAAUUUUCCAUUGGCCUUCCUCCUGAAGCGCGCACACACACACACACACACACACACACACACACACAGAAAUGCUUUCAGUCAGUGAAAACCUUAAUGUGACAUUAUGUUUUUUAAAAUUAAUAUCAAAUAACUGUAUAAAAUGAACUGCAUCUCAACAUAUCAAACAGAGCUGUCUCCAUCUGAAAACCACGGGUCUCUUCAGGACUAACGACGCUUAUUUUAGCAUCAAAAGAUUGUUCAUUUAAAAAUAGAGCAAACAUUCAUGAAAGCUUCUCUGUGCUUAGCCAGAGAUUUCAACAUUUGCUGUUUGGGAUUAGAGACGUCUUUCUGUCUGCUUUGAUUGUGAGAACAGUGAAGUACAACAACAAAAUGCUAGCCAUGUAUUAUGAUUAGAAUAACUUCAACUCAGUGACUUGUUUUUCACUUUUGGACUCUUACAGAGUUAAAAUAAGACUAUUUUAUGAAAGUACAUUCUUCUCUUUUGUCAAAAACAUUUGAGUGAGUUUGUUUUGGGACUUUUAUUUGUGGUUGUCUGGAACAGCUAAAAGAGCUCUUUACUUAGAAAGGACAAUAUCCUGUUCUAACACACUGUGUGUGUGUGUGUGUGUGUGUGUGUGCGUGCGCGCUUGCGUCUACUGCUGGCUUUGGGACUCUUCAAAUAUCAGGCUGGGCCAUUUACAAUUCGGUCAGGUCUCUCUCUGUGUGUGUGUGUGAGAGAGUUUGUGGGUGUUUUUCUGUCUUGGCUCUGGCCUCUACAGCCUGAUGCUGUGCCAGUGAAGCGUUCAGGCUACUCACGUUAUCAAGAGCUACUCACGUUAUCAAGGGCUACUGACCUUAUCAAGGGCUGCUCACGUUAUCAAGGGCUGCUCAUGUUAUCAAGGGCUACUGACCUUAUCAAGGGCUACUCAUGUUAUCAAGGGCUACUGACCUUAUCAAGGGCUGCUCACGUUAUCAAGGGCUGCUCACGUUAUCAAGGGCUGCUCAUGUUAUCAAGGGCUACUUACGUUAUCAAGGGCUACUGAUCUUAUCAAGGGCUACUGAUCUUAUCAAGGGUUACUCACCAUAUAACCACUAACUACAUGUCAGUUUACUUCCUGACCAUGUGAUUGUCCUAACAGUCAUUUGUUUCUUUCUCUCCUUUCUACCAAUGGUCUCUUCUCUUCUGCAGACUCUGAUGGAGGUGAGUACUUAAAGGAUGGGGGAGGUGGUGAUGGGGCGAAUGGGAGUGCUAUCGUAGUUAUUUGAGCAUGGCGCAUGGACUUGGUUUUCUCUCUCGUAGAUCUUUGUUGAGUUUUGGUUUUUCUUCUUUUUUCUCUCGCUUUGCUUGUUGUAUGGUUUCUUCUUGGUGUGCUUCCGUCGUCUUGUCUGGUCUUUUUCUGUGGGUUGUUUGCUGUCUCGGCUUGUUUUUUCUUUUUGUCGUUUGUGCGUUGAUUGUCGGUGUUCUUACUGUUCUUUUGGUCUGCUCUGUUUGUGCUUUUCUUGCUGUUGUUCUCGUUGCUUUUUCCUCGUUCUUUCGUUUGCUUCUGUUUCUCUUUGCUCUGUUUUCGUUUUCUUCUUGUUGUCUCUUCUUCUUUCUGCUUUUUCUUGUUUCUUCUUUUUUCUCCUUUGCCUCUUUCUUCUUUUUUCUUUUUCUUCUUGUUUUCUCUUGCCUUCUUUCUCUUCUUCUUCUUCUUUUUUCUUUUCUCGUUUUCGUCUGUUCCUUCUUUUUUUGUCUGCUCUUCCUCCUUUCUCUUCUUCUUUUUGCUUGUCUGUCUCUCCUCCUCUUUCUUCUUUUUUCUCCUCUUCUGCUUGCUUUGUUCUUCUUUUUUCUCUUCUCUUUCGUGCUUUUCUUUUCUUUUUGCUUUUCUCUUUUUGUGUGUCUGCUUUUUCUGCCUUCUUUUUUUCCCUUUUAUGUUUUUUCUCUCUCCUCUUUUUUUUUUGUCUUUUCUCGUUGUUUCGUCUUGCCUCUGUUCUUUUUUCUCCCUCUGUCUUCUUUUUCUUGUCUGCUUUUUUUCUUUUCUUUUUUUUUUUUUCUUUUUUGUGUUUGCAUUUUUGCAUUUGUGUUGGAGAGUUUGGUUGAUGUCUGUGUGUGUGUGGGGGGGGGGGUGUACUAGACUCAAGGCCAGCUGGUACAAUGAACUCAUGACGGAGUUAUUGUGUGGCCUCUGAAAAGACACCACAACAGGCUCCAUUAAACUGCUGCCAUUGUGUGUCUGUCUGUCUGCAUUGACUACCCAUUCAGUAUACAAACUCCAACUCUUAGUGUCUUUCCUAUGCUUUACUCUACCUCAUUUUACUAGUAGUAGGAGGGCUCUGACUGGCUAAUUUUACUAGUAGUAGGAGGGCUCUGACUGGCUAACUUUACUAGUAGUAGGAGGGCUCUGACUGGCUAACUUUACUAGUAGUAGGAGGGCUCUGACUGGCUAACUUUACUAGUAGUAGGAGGGCUCUGACUGUGGCUAACUUUACUAGUAGUAGGAGGGCUCUGACUGGCUAACUUUACUAUUACUUCUGCCUACAUCUCCCCCUGUCAUCUUCUGAUGCUCCACUAAACUGUCAUGUUCUGAUGCUCCACUACACUGUCAUGUUCUGAUGUCAUGUUCUGAUGUCAUGUUCUGAUGCUCCACUAAACUGUCUUGUUCUGAUGCUCCACUACACUGCCAUGUUCUGAUGCUCCACUACACUGUCAUGUUCUGAUGCUCCACUACACUGUCAUGUUCUGAUGUCAUCUUCUGAUGCUCCACUACACUGUCAUGUUCUGAUGCUCCACUACACUGUCAUGUUCUGAUGCUCCACUACACUGUCAUGUUCUGAUGCUCCACUACACUGUCAUGUUCUGAUGCUCCACUACACUGUCAUGUUCUGAUGCUCCACUACACUGUCAUGUCCUGAUGCUCCACUACACUGUCAUGUUCUGAUGCUCCACUACACUGUCAUGUUCUGAUGCUCCACUACACUGUCAUGUCCAGUCCCAUCAUCCUCUAAAACAGGGGUUCCUAAACUUUUUCACUCUGAGCCCCCCUUCCAGCAUCGGGGAACAUCCCGCCCCCCCCCGCGCACCACUUCUAUUUCUAUGGGCACCAGCACUGUUCAUGACACAAACUGUUCACAGCCCUCUUGUUGGCAGAGAGAACAUUUUGCAGGUUUAAAGCUUAUUCCCUGCAAUUCUACACAUUUUGUCAUGUGGUGAAAAGAAAAUGUUGCAGUUUUAAAGCUAAUUAUUUUGCAAUUCUCUACAUUUUUACCAAGUCUAAUGUGUAUUCAUGUGAUAUGAGUGACAAAAAAUUACAAGAAUGAUCUAUGUGCGAAAAAAAAACGAAAUAAAAAAACGUUAGCUGACAUGGGCUAGUUGAUCUAAGGUGUGCAGUGACUGACAUGACAAAAGGAACUGAUGAUGUACGACCCAAUUUAGAAAUGGCACCUUGUGCAUUCUACUAUUACAACUUUCAAGCCGGACUGAGUUCCUAAAAAAAAAAAAAAAAUGAAAUACACUACCGGUCAAAAGUUUUAGAACACCUACUCAUUCAAAGGUUUUUCUUUAUUUUUCACUAUUUUCUACAUUGUAGAAUAAUAGUGAAGACAUCAAAUCUAUGAAAUAACACAUAUGGAAUCAUGUAGUAACCAAAAAAGUGUUAAACAAAUCAAAAUAUAUUUUAGAUUCUUCAAAGUAGCCACCCUUUGCCUUGAUGACAGCUUUGCACACUCUUGGCAUUCUCUCAACCAUCUUCACCUGGAAUGCUUUUCCAACAGUCUUGAACGAGUUCCCACAUAUGCUGAGCACUUGUUGCCCUUCUUCACUCUGCCGUCCAACUCAUCCCAAACCAUCUCAAUUGGGUUGAGGUCAGGUGAUUAUGGAGGCCAGGUCAUCUGAUGCAACACUCCAUCACUAUCCUUCUUGGUCAAAUAGCCCUUACACAUCUCAAAUUUGGACUCAUCAAACCAAAAGGACACAUUUCCACCGGUCUAAUGUCCAUUGCUCGUGUUUCUUGGCCCAAGCAAGUCUCUUCUUCUUGUUGGUGUCCUUUAGUAGUGGUUUCUUUGCAGCAAUUCGACCAUGUAGGCCUGAUUCAUGCAGUCUCUGAACAGUUGAUGUUGAGAUGUGUCUGUUACUUGAACUCUGUGAAGCAUUUAUUUGGGCUGCAAUUUCUGAGGCUGGUAACUCUAAUUAACUUAUCCUCUGCAGCAGAGGUAACUCUGGGUCUUCCGUUCCUGUGGCGGUCCUCAUGAGAGCCAGUUUCAUCAUAAUACCGCUUGAUGAUUUUUGCGACUGCACUUGAAGAAACUUUCAAAGUUCUUGAAAUUGUCCAUAUUGACUGACCAUCAUGUAUUAAAGUCAUGAUGGACUGUCAAUUCUCUUUGCAUAUUUGAGCUGUUCUUGCCAUAAUAUGGACUUGGUAUUUUACCAAAUAGGGCUAUCUUCUGUAUACCAAUCCUACCUUGUCACAACACAACUGAUUGGCUCAAACACAUUAAGAAGGAAAGAAAUUUCACAAAUUAACUUUUAACAAGGCACACCUGUUAAUUGAAAUGCAUUCCAGGUGACUACCUCAUGAAGCUGGUUGAGAGAAUGCCAAGAGUGUGCAAAGCUGUCAUCAAGGCAAACGUUGGCUAUUUGAAGAAUCUCAAAUCUCAAAUAUAUUUUGAUUUGUUUAACACUUUUGUGGUUCCAUAUGUGUUAUUUCAUAGUUUUGAUGUCUUCACUAUUAUAGUAAAAAUAAAGACAAACCCUUGAAUGACUAGGUGUGUCCAAACUUUUGACUGGUACUGUAUAUAUAUAUAUAUAUAUAUAUAUAUAUAUAUAUAUAUAAUAUAUAAUAUAUAUAAUUUUUUUGUGGGGGGUAACCCUAACUGUUUUAACUGGGGAUAACCCAAAACGGGUUCUACUAUGGAUAGCCCGAACGGUUUACUGAAAGGUUUAUUGUGCAAUCAAAAAAAAUAAAAAAGGGAACCUUAAAGGAGACCAAGGGCGGCAACCCCCUUUCUUUUCCCCCCAACGGGAAGCCCAAUGGGCAUGAUUCCAUCCUAAACUUCCCUCCUUCCCCCCAAGGCAGGCGGGUAAACCGAGGCUGGUCCCUCUUUUCGCGGGAGGGUUUAGGGCGGUGGUUUCUGGGAGGGGGGAAAAAAAGGGGGUGGCAAAGGGGGCCCCUCCUGGUGGGGGCUUGGUGGGGGGGUGUGGGUUUUGUUUUUUUCCCUUUCUUCCGCCUCUCUCUCCCUGCUCUCCCCCCCCCGCCCUCCGGGCCCCCCCCCCGGGCCCCGCCCCCCCCGCCCCGCCGCCCGGGGGGGGGGCCCGCGGGCGCGCCCCCCGCUCCCCCCGUUCGCCCGGCACCCCCCUCGCCGCCCUCUUUCCCCCCCCCCCCUUUCCUUUCCCCCGGCCCCCCCCCCCCCCCCGCCUCCCCUCCCCCUUUCCUUGCCCUCCCCCCUUCCUUUGGGGGGGGCCCCCCCCCCCCCUUUUCUCCCCUCCCCCCCCCCCCCCCUUUUUUUCCCCCUUUUCCUUUCCCGGGGUCCCCCAGCCUUUUCCCCUCCCUUUUUUUUUCUUUAAGGGUAUUAAAAGGGUGGGGAGGGUAUUUUGGGGGAAGGGUUUGGUAAAAAUCGGGUUCUGGGGGGGGCUAUUUAAAAAUUUUUUGGGCCCUUCCCUUGUUUUUUUUCUUUAAAAUUUCUUUUUUUGGGAAAGGGGGUUUUUAAAAUAAAUUUUCUAUUCCAGCAAAUUUUUUUCCCCUCACCCCUCUAACAGGGGGCCCCCCCUUUUUAAAAAAAGGUCCCCCUUUUCUCCCCCCCCUCCCUUUUUUUCCCCCAAAAAAAACCUCCCCUUUUAAAAACAUUUUCAAAACCAUCCCUUAACCCCUAACUUGUCAAAAUCCCUUUAACACCUAACACUUUUAGGUGGGGGGCGGGGUGGGACCGGGGUGUGUGGGACCAAAUUGUUUUUAUUAGGGCCCAAUAGACUCUCGGCGAUAAUCCCAGGCUCUUCCGGGCCAGAGGGGAAAGGAGGGGCGGGGGGGGAAAAAAGGGAAAAAUAGGGGGGGAGAGGAAAACGAGGGGGGAAAGGGGGGAACCCUCCCCGGUUUUUCUUUAAAAUCUCAAAACUUUUCCUCUGCGCGCAGGGCGCAAGCGGUGGCUUUUCCAUGGCAGCGGUUUCUGCGAGCGCGACAGGGUCACCGGGGCACGUAAAUGACAGCUGUAUGCUAAUGAGGGAGUCUGUGCACUUGAACUAACCAACCACGCCACUAUACACAGGGCCGGCACCAGGCCACUAGGGGGGCCCUUGACCCCAUACAAAUAAUAUGAACUCAGUCGGGGUCUCAGUUUACUGUUGACAGUUACAAUAGGAGAAUACACCAGGUGCAAUUUCGAAAUUUGGUGGUGCAUCAGCAGUUUUUUCCUCUUGUUAUUGUAUGUCAGUCACUGACAGUGACUCAAUUAGCCAUGUCAGCUAACCAUUUUUGAUUGGUAGUUAGCCUAGCCAGCUAUCUAAACUUGUAGUAAUCAUGGCUGAAUACCGACCGGGCAUGCAGGGCCCUGACCUCCCUGGGGGUCCCCAUUGAUUUUGUUAGUCACUCCCACUCAGAUAUCCUAUUAACAUGGCAUAACUCAUUACAACAUGUGUAGAAUUGCAUGAAUUUUGUUAUAAAAUUGCAAAGUUCUCUCCAUCCCAGAAAACGUGUUUUAAACCUGCAAUAUUUUCUCUACACCCCAUGGCAAAAUGUGUAGAAUUACAGGAAAUAAACUUUAAAACAAAAAAAAUAUUCUCUCCACCAUCAAGAGGGGGGGGGGGGCACUAAAAUGUUUUUGCCGCGAGGUGGGGGGCCCCGCAACCAAAUCCCAAAUCUCUCUCAGUGCCCCGAAAAGGCUAGAGCCGGCCCUGGCUAUACACACACAGCAGGGACCAGCACGAGCAGCUGUGGGUUGGAGCGCAGAACAUCACUGCAGCACGAGCACACUGUUGACGUUCAGUAUUCUGAGGCGCCGUUAUUCUCCGUUCCUCCGGUGUGCUCUGAAGUCUUCAGCUCAGACUCAAUCUGGAACCGGAAUAUUGGAAAUUAUAUCAUUUUGACGAUUGAACGGAGGCAUCUUCUUUUUUUUUGUAGCCUUUUUAUUUGUUAUUUAUGUUUUAAGGAUUUGGUUUUAAACGUGAAAUGUUGUUGGAUUGUACUCUGCUAAAGAUGAAGAUAUUCAACGGGUUGGAUUACACACUGGUGAGAUUUGACUGAACUAUUAGUUGCUUAUUAUUAGGAUCGUAAUAUUCAUACACGCUCCCAGGGCAAUAAUAACAUCUUUCUAAAACGGGGAUGAGCCUCGGAUGUAUUUCCAAAAUGUAUUUAGAAACUCAGUCGGGGUCUCAACUUACUGUUGCAAGUUACAAUAGUAGAAAACACAAGGUGCAAUUUCAAAAUGUGGUUGUUUUUCUCUUGUUACUGUAUGUCAGUCACUGAUAGUCAUUCAGUUAGCCCUUGUCAGCUAACAUUUUUUUAGAUUGAUAAGUUAGUUUAGCGGCCAGCUAUCUAAACUUGUUAUCAUGGCAGAAUUACCUGCUGGGGAGGGGGACCCAAUUGAUUUUGUUAGUCAGUCUCACUCAGAUAUAUUACAGACUGCAACCAUUUCACUCCGCACCAUUGGUAAAAUGUGUAAAUUGCACAAAAUUAACUAUAAAACUUUAAAAUUGUUCUCUCUGCUGUCAAGAGGAGGGCCACUAAAAUGAAAAUGUAUGCAUUCACUAACUGUAAGUCGCUCUGGAUAAGAGCGUCUGCUAAAUGACUAAAAUGUAAAUGUUAAAUGUUUUGCUCGCUGUGUGUGUGUGUGUGUGUGUGUGUGGUGUAUGGAUGUUGGUACACAAUCUGCAGCCCCCUCAUGAUGAGUUCAGGACAUUUUUGUGGCCCCCAGUUGGUGAUUGGAGGCAUCUGAAUGUCACAUCUCAACGUCAAUAUAUUUUGUUGUUUUUCAUAAUUAUGCUAUUAUUUGUUUUAUUAGAAAGAGAGAGAGAGAGAGAGAGAGAGAAGAGAGAGAGAGAUAGAGAGAGCGAGAGAGAGAGAGAGAGUUGGAGUGGAGACAGAGAGAGUUGAGUGAGUGAGUGAUUGAGAGACAGAGUGAGUGAGUGAUGUGAGUAGAGAGAGAGUGAGUGAGUGAGUGAGAGAGAGAGAGAGAGAGUGAGUGAGUGAGUGAGUGUCUGUUGAUGGUUUCAAUAGUCGUGGCAGACUUUUUGUUUCUGAAGGCGUGAUGGAUUCUUUGUGUGUAGUGUUGUCCUGUGGGGGGCCUGUGUUGUCCUGUGGGGGGCCUGUGUCAGGACGGCUGCCUGCCUUCACAAUGAGCUCAGACUGAGGAGGGGUGUGUGUGUGUGUGUGUGUGUGUGGAGGCGGGGUGUGUUCUUUCCCCAUCGUUUCCUCAACAGUUCUGCAAUGUUGUCACACACACACACACAAAGGGUGGCACAGAACAGAAUAGAACAGAACAGAAUAAUUGCCUUCCAGGAAGGAUUUCUUUUUUGCAGAAAUAAUAAUAACAAUAAUAACAAUAAUCUACAUCAUGUAGUUCUAUUAACUUCUGUAGGUUGUAGUCCUAGGUGAUGAGCAGACAGACAGACAGACAGACAGACAGACAGACAGACAGACAGUCAGUCAGUCAGUCAGUCAGUCAGCUCUGUAGCUACAGCUUGUGGAAACCCCCAAAGGUUAUCUCCUGUCCUAUGGACUUUGGAACCCAAUCCCUGAAAUGGAACUUUUCAGUCCACCCUGCCUUCUUGUUGCAACAACGGGUAUUGGAGAACGGGUAUCUCUACCCCUCCCUCUCUCUACCCCUCCCUCUCUCCACCCCUCCCUCUCUCCACCCCUCCCUCUCUCCACCCCUCCCUCUCUCUACCCCUCCCUCUCUCUACCCCUCCCUCUCUCUACCCCUCCCUCUCUCCACCCCUCCCUCCAUCCUAGGAGAUAUGAAAGGUCCUUACAGCGAUAGAGUGAGUGAGUGAGUGUGUGUGGUGAGACAAUAAUAAUAAUAAUAAUAAUAUGCCAUUUAGCAGACGCUUUUAUCCAAAGCGACUUACAGUCAUGCGUGCAUACAUUUUUGUGUAUGGGUGGUCCCGGGGAUCGAACCCACUACCUUGGCGUUACAAGCGCCGUGCUCUACCAGCUGAGCUACAGAGGACCACGGAGACAUGAGUGGUCCUGGUGUCUCUCUGAUCAAAAAAUGGCUUGUGUUAGCAGCAGAGAACCUGAUAGUGAAACUGAUAUAACCUGAUACCUAUAGUAUAUUUGGAAAGUAUUCAGACCCCUUGACUUUUUCCACAUUUUGUUACGUUACAGCCUUAUUCUAAAUUGAUUAAAUUGUUUUUUUCCCUCAUCAAUCUACACACAAUACCCCAUAAUGACAAAGCAAAAACAGGUUUAGAAAGGUUUGCAAAUGUAUUACAAAUUUUAAAAAAAUGGAAAUAUCACAUUUACAUAAGUAUUCAGAGCUUUUACUCAGUACUAUGUAGAAGCAGCAUUGGCAGCGAUUACAGCCUCAAGUCUUCUUGGGUAUGACGCUACAAGCUUGGCACACCUAUAUUUGGGGAGUUUCUCCCAUUCUUCUCUGCAGAUCCUCUCAAGCUCUGUCAGGUUGGAUGGGGAGCGUCACUGCACAGCUAUUUUCAGGUCUCUCCAGAGAUGUUAGAUCGGGUUCAAGUCCGGGCUCUGGCUGGGCUCAUUAUGGGGUAUUGUGUGUAGAUUGAGGGAAAAUGUAUUUAAUCCAUUUUAGAAUAAUGCUGUAACGUAACAAAAAUGUGGAAAAAGGGAAGGGAAAAAGUAUUUGAUCCCCUGCUGAUUUUGUAUGUUUGCCCACUGACAAAGACAUGAUCAGUCUGUAAUUUUAAUGGUAGGUUUAUUUGAACAGUGAGAGACAGAAUAACAACAAAAUAAUCCAGAAAAACGCAUGUCAAAAAUGUUAUAAAUUGAUUUGCAUUUUAAUGAGGGAAAUAAGUAUUUGACCCCUCUGCAAAACUUGACUUAGUACUUGGUGGCAAAACCCUUGUUGGCAAUCACAGAGGUCAGACGUUUCUUUUAGUUGGCAACCAGGUAUACACACAUCUCAGGAGGGAUUUUGUCCCACUCCUCUUUGCAGAUCUUCUCCAAGUCAUUAAGGUUUUGAGGCUGACGUUUGGCAACUCGAACCUUCAGCUCCCUCCACAGAUUUUCUAUGGGAUUAAGGUCUGGAGACUGGCUAGGCCACUCCAGGACCUUAAUGUGCUUCUUCUUGAGCCACUCCUUUGUUGCCUUGGCCGUGUGUUUUGGGUAAUUGUCAUGCUGGAAUACCCAUCCACAACCCAUUUUCAAUGCCCUGGCUGAGGGAAGGAGGUUCUCACCCAAGAUUUGACGGUACAUGGCUCCGUCCAUCGUCCCUUUGAUGCGGUGAAGUUGUCCUGUCCCCUUAGCAGAAAAACACCCCCCAAAGCAUAAUGUUUCCACCUCCAUGUUUGACGGUGGGGAUGGUGUUCUUGGGGUCAUAGCAGCAUUCCCUCCUCCUCCUAAACACGGCGAGUUGAGUUGAUGGCAAAGAGCUCGAUUUUGGUCUCAUCUGACCACAACACUUUCACCCAGUUCUCCUCUGAAUCAUUCAGAUGUUCAUUGGCAAACUUCAGACAGGCCUGUAUAUGUGCUUUCUUGAGCAGGGGGACCUUGCGGGCGCAGCAGGAUUUCAGUCCUUCACGGCGUAGUGUGUUACCAAUUGUUUUUCUUGGUGACUAUGGUCCCAGCUGCCUUGAGAUCUUUGACAAGAUCCUCCUGUGUAGUUCUGUGCUGAUUCCUCUCCGUUCUCAUGAUCAUUGCAACUCCACGAGGUGAGAUCUUGCAUGGAGCCCCAGGCCGAGGGAGAUUGACAGUUCUUUUGUGUUUCUUUCCAUUUGCGAAUAAUCGCACCAACUGUUGUCACCUUCUCACCAAGCUGCUUGGCGAUGGUCUUGUAGCCCAUUCCAGGCUUGUGUAGGUCUACUAUCUUGUCCCUGACAUCCUUGGAGAGCUCUUUGGUCUUGGCCAUGGUGGAGAGUUUGGAAUCUGAUUGAUUGAUUGCUUUCUGUGGACAGGUGUCUUUUAUACAGGUAACAACUGAGAUUAGGAGCACUCCCUUUAAGAGUGUGAUCCUAAUCUCAGCUCGUUACCUGUAUAAAAGACACCUGGGAGCCAGAAAUCUUUCUGAUUGAGAGGGGGUCAAAUACUUAUUUCCCUCAUUAAAAUGCAAAUCAAUUUAUAACAUUUUGACAUGCGUUUGUCUGGAUUUUUUUGUUGUUAUUCUGUCUCUCCACUGUUCAAUAAACCUACCAUUAAAAUUAUAGACUGAUCAUGUCUUUGUCAGUGGGCAAACGUACAGAAUCAGCAGGGGAUCAAAUACUUUUUUCCCCCACUGUAUAUACAGUGGGGAACAAUAUUUAUCCGCCGAUUUUGGGGUUUUCCUACUUACAAAGCAUGUAAGGUCUGAAAUUUUUAUCUGGGGUCCUUAAAAAACGUAAAGGGAGGGGAAUUAAAAAAAAAUCCAAAAAAUCACAUUGUAUGAUUUUUAAAGAAAUUUAAAAUUUGCAUUUUUGCAUACAAGUAUUUUAUACAUCAAAAAGCAAACUUAAUUUUUGGGGGAAAAAAACAACCUUUUUUUCUUAAAAGGUCUCGUUUCCUGAGGUUUUUCCCCCUUCCACCUCAGCAUUUUUGGCCCCCUUCCCCCCAAAAGACCUUUUCCCCUCCUUCAGGUUUUUGGGUUCCUGGGAACGGCUUUCCACUCCGCCUGUCCCCUUUUUCAAAAACCCCCCCAAAAAAUGUGUUUUCCCCCCCCCUGUCCUUUGGGGGGGCGGGACCCCUCCUUCUUCCCUCCAAAGGAGUGGGAGACCAAAAGCCCCCAAAUUUUUUUUUACUCAAAACCCUCUUUCCCCCUUUUUUUAUAUCCGUUAUUGGCCCUUCCCGAAGGCUGGAAGGGUCUUGACAGGACCUUUCCAUCGCUCGAUUUUUUCCCGACGGCUAGGGGUUCUUUUUUUUGGCUUUCCCCCCUCUCUUUUUCCCUUCCAUCCCUUUUCCUUUUUUCUCCCCUUUCCCCCCCUUCCCCCCCCCUGUAAUUUAUGCCCCCCGGGAAUCCUUCCCCCCCCCUUUUUUCCGUCUCUUAACUUUUCAAUUUUAAUAUGACCAAAAGGGCCUUCCACCGUGUUGUUUUUCCCCGUACCCCCCCCAAGCCUUUGGCGGGACAUUUUACCCCUUUUCCUUAACCCGCCGGUUUUCCAUUUAGAUAGCGUUAUGUUGGCAGGUGCUUUUUAUCAAAAAAAUUUUUCAGUCUUUUUCUUUUUCCCCCCUCUUUUCCUUCUUCCCUUCUUCUCCUUUUUUCUCUUUUCUCUAAACCCUAAAAAAACUUUCUACUUUUUUCUUUUUUGUUAUUUCCUCCCCCAUUUUCCCCUUAAAAAACCCCCUCUUUUUUCCCCCCCCUCCUUUCAAAUCUUUUCCCCCCCCUUAUUUUUUUUUUUUUUUUUCUGCACUAACUUUCUUUUUCAGUUUUUUCCAAGGUUUUUUUUUCCCCCGAGGGUUUUUAAAUUACUUGAUUGCCUAAAAACCGGGUUCCCCCCUUGUAAGGUAAAACGGGCAUACCCCCCCCUUUUCUCCUUCCCUUUCCCCUUUCCCUCCCCCCUUCCCUUAUUGCGUGAACCAAAAUUAAGUCUCCCCCCCCCCCCCCCCGUUCCCCUCUUUAGCUUUUUAGAAUAAUAUGGACCCAAAGGGGGUCCAAAUGGGGUUUUUUGGAAAUUUGUUGAGGGGUCCAAAAUUUAAACCCAAAGGGUAUGCCCUGCCCCCAAUAACUACAGAACAUUAAUCAUUUCACCAACAUCCCCUUUUAUUAAUGCUCUUCACUCCGCUCCUCCCUUUUUUCCCUCCCCCCUCCCCGUCCCCCUUCUUUUUUCCCCUUUUUUUUUCCCCCCUUUUUCCCUCCCUCCCCCCUUUUUUCCUUCUUCCCUUUCCCUUCCCCUUUUGCCUCCCCCCUCCCCCCUUUGUCCCCCUUUCAAUCCCCCCCUCCUAAAAAACCCCUUACCCUUUCCCCCCCUCCUUUUUUCCCCCCCCCCCCUUUUCUCUUUCCUCCCUCCCCCUUUUCUCUUUUUAAAACCCCCUCCCGCUUUCUCCUUUUUUCUCUUUGGUUUUUUCCCCCCCUUUUUCAAAUUCCCCCCCCUUUCCCUCUUUAUCCUCCCCCCCCCUUUUUCCCCCUCUCCUCCCCCCUUUUUCCCUCCUCCUUUCCCUUUCCCCUCCCCUUAUCCUUCCCCUUUUUUUUUUUUUCCUCUCCCCCCCUCCCUUUCCCUUACCUUUCUCCCUUUUCCUCCCCCCCCCCUCCUCCCCCGUCCCUCCCCAAAACCCCCCCCCCCCCCCUCCCUUUUCCCCUUUCCCCCCCCCCCCUUUCGGCCCCCCCCCUUUUCCCCCCCCCGAUCCCCCUUUCCCCCUCCCCCCAAACCCCGUCCCUCGCCCCCCCUGUUCCCCCCCCUCUGCUCCAAAUCCAUUAUUGCAUCCCAAAUCCAAUAUGGCUGCCACUAUACCAUUAAAUGGUGGUUUAAUCACCUGAAUAUAUUUUAAAUGUGUGUACUGUAUUUAUGACCUGUACUCAAUAUCAAUGUUGUGUAAUUACACUAUGCUGGGAAUCCAGUAGGUCUGCCAUAAUUAAACACCAUUGGUAUGGAUAUAGAAAAGACAGCAGACUGCUUGGCAUGGCAACACCAAAUAUUCCAAGUCACAAGCCUAUUUGAGGAUCAAUGAGGCCAACUGGGAGGCUCCAUCAAAAGGAUAGAGAACCCUGGACAUCCUCUCCCUGGCUCUACAACUUGUGGUAUAACUUGUGCCUCCAGGAUUUGGCUCUUAUGUAGAAGUAAGCUUUGAUUAAUUGCUAGUCCAAUACGGCUGCCUGAAUCCAACAUGACCUUCCACUGGCUCACUGCAUUUGUGAUGCUCAUUGGGAUGUUCCGGUGCACUCUUCUGCUGUUUGAGUUGAGCCUGAAAAAAUAACUAAAAUUUCCAGAAAAUCAUGUUGACCUGGAGACAUUAUGGUGGAUGCAAGCACACACGUUGACAAGCGCAUAAGGCAGGUGUUCAUCACAUUAAACCAACACACCCUGACACUCAUUGAUGAGAAGUUCCAUCAACUUAAUUGUACUUCACAUGUCAUAGGAAUUGUGCCUAUCCAAAGUCAAUGCAAACCUGAAUCGCCCAGUCUGCUUUUGAGUUGCCAUUCAUGUUUUCUUAGUUUUUUUCUUCUCUUUUACAUGAUAUCCAAUUGGUAAUUACAGUCUUGUCCCAUCGCUGCAACUCCCCUACAGACUUGGGAGAGGCGAAGGUCGAGAGCCAUGCGUCCCCCGAAACACGACCCUGCCAAGCCGCACUGCUUCUUGACACACUGCUCACUCAACCCGGAAGCCAGCCGCACCAAUGUGUCGGAGGAAACACCGUCAGCCUCCCGGCCCACCACAAGGAGUCGCUAGAGCGCGAUGGGACAAGGAAAUCCCGGCCGGCCAGACCCUCCGCUAACCCGGACGACGAUGGGCCAAUUGUGCCCCGCCUCAUGGGUCUCCCGGUCACAGCCGGCUGUGUCUGGGAUCGAACCCGGGUCUGUAGUGACGCCUCAAACACUGCGAUGCAGUGCCUUAGACCGCUGAGCCACUCGGGAGGCCCGCAUGUCAGGAGGUCAUUCAACACGAGGCCAUCCAACAGCCAAAAUGCCAUCUGGAAAGUGCUGGCAUGCAUUGCCCUUAUAUGUACCUAUUCUACUACCCCCUGUGGCUGGCCAGCCCAUGUGACACCUGAACUGGAAUCUGCUGAGUGUCUGCACCCAUCUGUUUUAGAAAGGGAAACUGAUCACCACCCAGCCCCAAUACCCUGCCGGUCAUACAGGAAGGAUCCUACCCUAGUCGCUGCAGCUUGCCCAGAAUGACCAGUUAGCUGUGCAACCUGGUCAGUCCCCAGAACUACAACCUGGUCAGGCCCCAGAACUACAACCUGGUCAGGCCCCAGAACUACAACCUGGUCAGGCCCCAGAACUACAACCUGGUCAGGCCCCAGAACUACAACCACUACUGGUUACUUUGCCUCUUCCCUGUUAGGACACACUCAUGUCCUGGACACCUCAAAGACUUUGAAUCAACCUUGCACACUUAGUUUCAGAAACGGCAGGUAGCUUAGUGGUUAAGAGCGUUGUGCCAGUAACCGAAAGAUCGCUGGUUCUAAUCCCCGAGCCGACUAGGUGACAAAUCUGUCGAUGUGCCCUUGAGCAAGGCACUUAACCCUAAUUGCUCCUGUAAGUCACUCUGGAUAAGAGCGUCUGCUAAAUGACGUAAAAUGUAUAGCUGUACAUAGAUGCUGCUAGAGUGGCUGGUUGUUGUGUUACAGGUUGUUUUCCUGUAACUACAGUACUAUGUGGUUGUGUAGUGAACAACAUGAACACAUUGAACAGCUAAGUUGGCUUCAUCUAUUCAAACACUACAGAGGCAUGGAAGUGCCACUCAUAGUCCUGGUUAUAUCAAGAGCCGUAUGAAACCCUUUUAAAGAAUAACAAAAUACAAAGUAAACCAGGGUGCAGGCGAAGGUGUCUUAGCGUAAUUAUGUUGUUGUGUUGGACACAAUUCUGAAUCCAAUAUGGCCAAUAUAUCUACAAAAUUCAUAUUUACAGGUGAUUUGACUUCCAUCAAAUGGUACUAUGGCAGCCAUAUUGGAUUUUGGACGCCAUAUUGGAUUUGAGGCAAAAUCAAUCUGUGGUGGCCACCUGACUAAAUUGCAAGUGUAGGGGCUAAAGAUACACUGCUCUCAGCCAAUGAAAGGAUGUUGUGUUUUGAUUGACACUGCUCUCUGCCAAUAGGAUGCCCUGACGGUUGUGGUGGAGGACCUGAGGCUGUGUUCAGUCAAACCCUGCGAGGAUGGAGAGAGGAGGUUCUGCUUCGAGGUGGUGUCCCCCACUAAGUAAGUGUGUGUGUGUGUGUGUGUGUGUGUGUAUACAGUACCAGUCAAAAGUUUGAACAUACCUACUCAUUCAAGGGUGUUCUUUAUUUUUACUAUUUUCUACAUUGUAAAAUAAUAGUGAAGACAUCAAAACUAUGAAAUAACACAUAUGGAAUCAUGUAGUAACCAAAAAAAGUGUUAGACAAAUCUAAAUAUAUUUUUGCCUUGAUGACAGCUUUGCACACUCUUGGCAUUCUCUCAACCAGCUUCACCUGGAAUGCUUUUCCAACAGUCUUGAAAGAGUUCCCACAUAUGCUGAGCACUUGUUGGCUGCUUUUCCUUCACUCUGCCGUCCGACUCAUCCCAAACCAUCUCAAUUUGGUUGAGGUUGGGGGAUUGUGGAGGCCAGGUCAUCUGAUGCAGCACUCCAUCACUCUCCUUCUUGGUAAAAUAGCCCUUACACAGCCUGGAGUUCAUUGUCCUGUUGAAAAACAAAUGAUAGUCCCACUAAGCCCAAACCAGAUGGGAUGGCGUAUCGCUGCAGAAUGCUGUGGUAGCCAUGCUGGUUAAGUGUGCCUUGAAUUCUAAAUAGAUCACAGACAGUGUCACCAGCAAAGCACCCCCACACCAUAACACCUCCUCCUCCAUGCUUUACGGUGGAAAAUACAUGCGGAGAUCAUCCGUUCACCCACACCACGUCUCACAAAGACACGGCGGUUUGAACCAAAAAUCUCAAAUUUGGACUCCAGACCAAAGGACACAUUUCCACCGGUCUAAUGUCCAUUGCUUGUGAUUCUUGGCCCAAGCAGGUCUCUUCUUAUUAUUGGUGUCCUUUAGUAGUGGUUUCUUUGCAGCAAUUCGACCAUGAAGGCCUGAUUCACACAGUCCCCUCUGAACAGUUGAUGUUGAGGUGUGUCUGUUACUUGAACUCUGCGAAGCAUUUAUUUGGGCUACAAUUUCUGAGGCUAGUAACUCUAAUGAACUUAUCCUCUGCAGCAGAGGUAACUCUGGGUCUUCCAUUGCUGUGGCGGUCCUCAUGAGAGCCAGUUUCAUCAUAGCGCUUGAUGGUUAUUUGAGCUGUUCUUGCCAUAAUAUGGACUUGGUCUUUUACCAAAUAGGGCUAUCUUCUGUAUACCCCCCUACCUUGUGACAACACAGAAUGUGCAAAGCUGUCAUCAAGGCAAAGGGUGGCUAUUUGAAGAAUCUCAAAUAUCAAAUAUAUUUUGAUUUGUUUAACAGUGUUUUGGUUACUACAUGAUACCAUAUGUGUUAUUUCAUAGUUUUGAUGUCUUCACUAUUAUUCUACAAUGUAUAAAAUAGUAAAAAAUAAAGAAAAACCCUGGAAUUAGUUGGUUUGUCCAAACUUUUGACUGGUACUGUAUGUGUGUGUGUGUGUGUGUGUGUGUGUGUGUGUGUGUGUGUGUGUGUGUGUGUGUGUGAAUAUGAUCAUUCGGUGUGUGUGUAUACAUGUUUGUGUGUGUGUGUGUGUAUAUAUAUAUAUAUAUACAUAUAUAAUAUAUAUGUGUGUGUGUGUGAAUAUGAUCAUUCUGUGUGUAUAUAUGUUUGUGUGUGUGUAUAUAUGUGUGUAUAUAUGUUUGUGUGUGUGUAUAUGUGUGUGUGUAUAUGUAUAUGUGUGUGUAUAUAUGUUUGUGUCCUCUCUCCCACUAGGAGCUGUAUGCUUCAGGCAGAGUCAGAGAAGUUACGACAGGCCUGGAUCCAAGCUGUACAGGCCUCCAUCGCCUCCGCAUACAGAGACAUAUCAGACAACUACUACAUCGAGGUACUGACUUGAACCUUAACCCUGGCCCUAACCUCAACUCUGACCCUAAUCCUAACAUUAACCCUGACCCUAAUCCUAACAUUAACCCUGACCCUGACCCUAACAUUAACCCUGACCCUAAUCCUAACAUUAACCCUGACCCUAAUCCUAACAUUAACCCUGACCCUGACCCUAACAUUAACCCUGACCCUAAUCCUAACAUUAACCCUGAUCCUAACCCUAACAUUAACCCUGACCCUAACAUUAACCCUGACCCUAAUCCUAACAUUAACCCUGACCCUAAUCCUAACAUUAACCCUGACCCUAACAUUAACCCUGACCCUAACAUUAACCCUGACCCUAAUCCUAACAUUAACCCUGACCCUAAUCCUAACAUUAACCCUGACCCUAACCCUGACCCUAACCUUAACAUUAACCCUAACCCUGACACUUACCCUAACCCUACAGAGAGAAAUCAGACAACUACUACAAUGAGGUACUAACUCUAACAUUAACCCUAACCUUAACCCUACAUAGGCACUUUCCCAUAGUCUCUCUAUGUGCCAAAAUACCACAUGGAAUAACAAUUAUUGUUCCUACCGAAAGCCUUUAGCUGGGACCCACCCACCAGCUGACCUAAAGCCUUUAACUAGGACCCCCCAAAGUCAGUGGGUUGGGUUUGGACCUCCCGUUUUGUAAACACUGAACUAGAACCAACCAUAACCUACUUUCUGUCUGUGUCUUCCCAUAACUGACUAAACUGACUAACCAUAACCACCCUCUGUUCUCGGUCUCUCGCUAGCGUCUGGACAGGACAGCCUCCCCCUCUACCAGCAGUAUAACUAACCAUAACCACCCUCUGUUCUCGGUCUCUCGCUAGCGUCUGGACAGGACAGCCUCCCCCUCUACCAGCAGUAUAACUAACCAUAACCACCCUCUGUUCUCGGUCUCUCGCUAGCGUCUGGACAGGACAGCCUCCCCCUCUACCAGCAGCAUAGACUCAGCCAGCGAGCCCCGGGGUGAGAAAGGGGGGAGAGGUGGUGAGGGCAGGGGGGAGAGCAUCCUCCACCGGGUGCAGAGCCUGCCGGGUAACGAGCUGUGUUGCGACUGCUCCCAGGCUGCACCCUGCUGGGCCUCCAUCAACCUGGGAGUCCUGCUCUGCAUUGAGUGCUCCGGCAUACAUAGGUAAACUACACCGCCCACAAUGCUACAGGUAGGGAACUACUAGACCAGGGAUACUCAACUCUGACCCUACGAGGUCCGGAGCCUGCUGAUUUUCUGUUCUAACUGAUAAUUAAUUGCACCCACCUGGUGUCCUUGGUCUAAAUCAGUCCCUGAUUAGAACACAGUGGAACUGGCUUUGAGGUCCAGAGUUGAGUUUGAGGGUGCUAGACUACAAUACCUACAGUGAACUAGACUAAAUUACAACGCCCUAAAUACACUUCUAUGCAUCAAGUGCUCCGACAUACACAGGUAAACGACACUACCCACAAUGCCACAGGUCGGGAACUAAAAACAACACUAGAAACAAUUGUCUGCAUUAAGGACUUCACAGAACCUAUAUAUCACGGGUGAGCAAUUUACAAAGGCUGCACCUUGUUUCUAACUAACUUCAGCCAGCCGUCACCUUUACACGGAUUGACUGGUGUUUACCCCACUUACGUCAGUUCAGUCCCCACCUGUGACACCACACCUGAUAGAGAACAGCCAAACAGCAGCGAGAGAGAGGACAUAGAACAGGUGAAAGUGACAGACGUCGUCACGAGACCUAAUCCCAAUUACAACUUAAUCUGUUUAAAACUAGUCCCUCCAUACCUUCACAGAUUACAGGCUACGCGACACACAUACUCUACUCAGAGUUUGGGAAACCCUACCGUACCUGACCUGUUUGGUCUCUCUCUCUCUCUCUCUCUGUGUGUGUUGUGUUGUCGUCUGCAGGAGUCUAGGGUUCACUGCUCCAAGGUGCGGUCACUAACACUGGACUCCUGGGAACCAGAGCUACUCAAGGUGGGUGUCUCUUCCUGCCUAGCUUCACCUUGCUGAGUCAAGAUAUGACGUAUUCCUUUCUAAGAAGCUUCUUGGGAUAUCUCGCCUCAUGUUUCCGGGUUAUGAAUUCCUCACCCUAAUUUCUCCUCUGCUAUCUCUCUCUUUGUCUCCAGUUGAUGUGUGAGCUGGGUAACAACGUGAUCAACCACAUCUAUGAGGGAGCCUGCGAGGAACUGGGAGUGAAGAAACCUGGACCCUCCAGUCCUAGGUGGGCAUUGGUUAGCAAGUUUGCCUAUGGGCUAGGAGACCCCUAAACAUGCCUAUGGGCUAGGAGACCCCUAAACAUGCCUAUGGGCUAGGAGACCCCUAAACAUGCCUAUGGGCUAGGAGACCCCUAAACAUGCCUAUGGGCUAGGAGACCCCUAAACAUGCCUAUGGGCUAGGAGACCCCUAAACAUGCCUAUGGGCUAGGAGACCCCUAAACAUGACAUAUACGGUGUUCCUUCUCUUCACUCCCCUCCUCCCCCCACCAGGCAAGAGAAGGAGGCGUGGAUCAAGGCUAAAUAUGUGGAGAGGCGUUUCCUGAAGAAGAUGAGAGCCAGUGACUCAUUGGUGGAAGGUGAGAGGAAGUCCCGCCCCUGGAGCGUGAAGAAGUGCCAGCGCCACAACGGCUCCAUGCGAGGAGCGCCCAAAACCCGCCGGAAAUACCGCCACGACCCCGGCUUGACUUCACCAGGAAACCUCUCCGCAGGUGACUGAACUCUCUCUCUCUCUCCUCUCCUUCCGCAGGUGACUGAACGUUUAAGUCAUGGGAAAGCUGUCCUACAUCUGUCUUGAAGGACAAUGAAACUAGAGAAAUAUCAAUUUAGCUGUUGUCGAAAGAGUAGUGAGGAAAGCAUGUGAUGCUGAACUGGUUUGCUCUGCCCAGCUCCCGUCACACCCUCGCACUUUAUCACCUUUUAAUUCUGUCAAAUAAAUAAUGAGAUCUGAGUUUGGAAACCUUUUUUGCAGGUGAUUUAUACUCUCCCUCUCCUUUAUGUCCUCAGCUGCAGCAGCAGCUAAGCUUCGGCGUGACUCUCUGUUCUGUCCCGAUGAGAUGGACAACCUCUUCUCCUACUUCGACACCGGCAACGGCACCCGCAGUAAGUCUGACCCAGAGUUAUAUAUGUGUGACUGUGGUCUGAUACGCUCCCCUGCCAACCAGAGAGAACAAACGGGGAUUAUGGACGUUUUUAGGGGCUGGAGAUGAGGCUUUAGAAGAAACUGUUAUGGGGUGGAGAUUAAGCUUUAGAGGAAACUGUUAUGGGGUGGAAAUUAGGCUUUAGAAGAAACUGUUAUGGGGUGGAAAUUAGGCUUUAGAAGAAACUGUUAUGGGGUGGAAAUUAGGCUUUAGAAGAAACUGUUAUGGGGUGGAAAUGAGGCUUGGUGCCAUAUGGGGGGAUUGGGGUCUGUAAGGUAGAUUGGGGUCAGUACUAGAUUGGAGAGACAUUAGGGUGACAGGGGGGUGUUUUAGGGAUUGAGAGGGUGCUAGAGGAAGGGGUGUUUAGGGGUUGUGUAGCUAGCUGGUGAGGAGACUGGUUUUGGGGUUGGCCGUGGAGGCAUUGUGGUGACUAACGUGUCCGUGGCUUGGCACUGGUUGGCCCUGCAGGUCUGAGCAGCGACAGUGGGCUGGGAGGCAGUACAGACGGGAGCACGGACAUCCUGGUGUUUGGCUCAGUGGUCGACAGCGUCACCGAGGAGGGUAAGUCACAGGAGCGUGUGUGUUGUUUGUGUCCUACUAGCUCUGUCUUUGUUGAGAAUUACUUUGAGGAAAAAUGUACAUACUGUGAGUGAGAUAUGUGGUGGUCCCACCUAGCUAUCUUGAGAUGAACUAACUGUAAGUCGCUCUGGAUAAGAGCGUCUGCUUAAUGACUCAAAACUGUGUCACGUGUCAGAAUAUACAGAUUGAAAGUAUGCAAAGGUUUAGCGCUAGUCGUAUUUCAGGACUUUGCCAAACUAUACAAGCCAGACUAACUGUCCUCUCUCUCUUUCUCCACCUCCCCCCACCACUCAUCUCCUUUUCUCCCUUCUCCCCCCCUCUCUCUCCCCCCCCUCUCUCUCCUUCAAAAGAGAGAGCAGGAGCACAAAAAGAGCGUCGGAAGGAGAACCAGAGAGAGGCCUUUCUCCCCAUCUCUCUUACGUCUACCCAUCUCUAUCCUUCGCCACCAGUAGUCUCCUUCUACCACCUCUCUCUCAGUAUACCACAUAGCUAGCAAUAUCCCCUAUAUCUGCCUCCCGCGCCUCCCUUUUCCCCCAGUAGAGUGUGAGUCAGAAGAGGAGGAGUCUAGUGGGGAGGUGGAGAUAGAGCAGGAGGCGGGAUCAGACCCUGAGAGCCCCUACCCCAUGGCAGGAGCCCUCCCCCGGGGGAGUUGCUCUACCGGUCGUCACGGCUACACAACCUGCCACUCAUGGCCGAGGCGUUGGCGCAUGGGGCAGAUGUCCGCUACAGCCAAGGAAAAGAGGAGGGACAAAGAACCCGCGCUGCAUACAAGGCCGUGGCAGGGGUGGGCAGAAUUCAUGCACGCGCUAUGUACCCUACAGACAUGCACACUAUACAUACCACAGGCGGCUGGUGGCACCUUAAUUAGGGAGGACGGGUUCAUAGUAAUGGUUGGAACAGAAUAAAUGGAAUGGUAUCCAACACAUGGUUUCCAUGGUUUCCAUGUUUGAUACCAUUCCAUUUACUCCAUUCCAGCAAUUAUUAUGAGCCGUCCUCCCCUCACCAGCCUGCUUUGAUACAUACACACAGUAUGCCAAUACACUCCCCCCCCUCCACAAAAAGAGAAGAGAAAAACCGAAAAAAAAAGAGAGGAAAAGAAGCAAAAAAAAGAGAGACACGAAAAACGACGAGAACAAAAAGAGAACUGAAACAUAAGGAAAAAAAAAAGAGCGCGAGUGAGAGAGCACCACUAUCUCUGCUCCACCCCCCCUCACACCCCCCCAACUCCUCUCCACCCAUCCACACCACUCUCUCUCCCCCCCUCCCACAACCACUCUUUCUUCUCCCCCGACCUCAACACCACUCUAACAUCCCCCGCACACCACUCUCAUAUCCCCCCUCCACAACCACUCGCUCUCCCCCCCAUCCACACCACUCUCUCUCUCCCCCCCUCCACACCACUCUCUCUCUCCCCCUCCACACCACUCUCUCCAUCCCCCCCCUCCACACCAAUCUCUCAUCCCCCCUCCACACCACUCUCUCUUCGGCUUUGAUACAUACACACAGUAUGCACGAGAAUACAGUAUGCCAAUACACACCCUAAGAUGACGCAAACAUGCACAUCCCUCUUGCCCUUCCCCCUCUCUCUCUCCACUUUCCCCACCACUCUCCCCCCCCCCACCCACUCACUCUCCCCCACCCCCCAACACACCAACCACUCUCUCUCUAUCUCUCUCUCUCUCUCCCUCUCACCUCCACACCACUCUCCCCCCCUCCCCACACGUCACUCGCUCUCCAACCUACCACACCUCUCUCAUCUCUCUCUCUCCUCUCUCCCCUCCAAUCACUUGCUCCCCCAUCCACACCACUCUCUCCCCCCUCCACACCACUUUCCCCCCCCACCCACCCACCACUACUCUCCUCCCCCUCUGCACUCUCUCUCUUCUCUACACUCUCUCUCUCUGCUCUCUGUCUCUCUCUCUCUUCUCCACCUCCACACCACACCACAACCACUCUCUCUCUCUCCUCUCUCUCUUCCCCUCCACUCCACACACUCUCCCCCCUCCACACCACUCUCUCUCCCUCCAUCACGUCUCUUUGCACCCCCCCCCCCCUAUCUCUCUCCACUCCUCUUGUCAGGGCUCUUAAUCGCGUGUGUGAGUUCCUGCUGCAGAAUGGGGCUGAUGUGAACCAGAGAGACAUGAGGGGGAGAGGACCCCUCCACCACGCUACCUACCUGGGACACACUGGGUAAGAGACAUUCAUUCAUCCCUAACCCCUAAAGGUGCUUACAGACGGGCCGCGGUAAGCGGCGAAGGUCACCACAAAACUAAGCCCAACCUUCCAAUGGGAGUAGGGGAGGCGGGCCUAAAAAACAAGCAAGAAGUUAAUGCAACGGCACCCAAAAUUGUGACGCACUUCCGUGAGGGCGCAUGGCACGGCGCUCGAGGGCACGAUAUUAAAUUAGGCUCAAAGUCUUGGACGGGGCCGCUGGCAUGGUUGACCAUACCCUUAUACCACGCUACAUACCUGGACCUUACAGGGUAAGAGAUCAUGCAUUCAUACCUAACCCCUACACCACGCUACCUACCUGGGACAUACAGGGUAAGAGAUUCAUUCAUUCAUCCCUAACCCCUACACCACACUACCUACCUGGGACAUACAGGGUAAGAGAUUCAUUCAUUCAUCCCUAACCCUACCCCACGCUACAUACCUGGGACAUUUACGGGUAAGGAUUCAUUCCAUUCCAUCCCUAACCCCUACACCACGCUCACCUCCUGGGGACCUACAGGGUAAGAGAUGCAUUCAUUCAUCCCUAACCCCUACCACACGCUACCUACCUGGGCCAUAAAGGGUAAGAGAUUCAUUAUUCAUCCCUAAACACCCUACCACCACGCACUACCUGGACAUACAGGGUAUUGAGGAUUAAUUCAUUCAUCCCUAACCCCUACACCACGCUACCUACCUGGGACAUACAGGGUAUGAGAUUAAUUCAUUCAUCCCUACACUACGGUACCUACUUUGUCACAUGCUUCGUAAACAACAGGUGUAGACUUACAGUGAAAUGCUUAGUUACGGGUUCUCCAACAAGCGGAAAGAAAUAUGAGAAAUAAUAGAAAAGCACAACACAAGGAAUAAAUAACAACGAGUAACGAUAACUGGGCUUUAUAUUACACCGGGAGGUAAGUUACUGAAGUCGAUGUGCAGGGGUACGAGGGUGUUAAUGGAGGGGUAGAUAUGUAACAUAUAGGUAGGUGGUUAAAGUGACUAGGCAUCAGGAUAGGAUCAAUAAAACGACAGUAGCAGCAGUGUAUGUGAUGGGUCAAAAGAUUGGUGCAAACAGGGUCAAUGGAUAGUUCUGGGUAGCUAUUUGGUUAACUCUAGCAGUUCUUAUGGCUUGGGGGUUCGACGAAGCUGUUCAGGGUCCUCCUGCUGGGGGGAUGGGUCCAGACUGGAUUAGUGUCCCCGCUCCUUGAAAGCGGCAGCUCUAGACUUUAGCUCAGUUGGCGGAUGUUGCCUGAACCAUGGCUUCUGGUUGGGGAUAUGUACGUACGGUCACUGUGGGGACGACGAAACGAUGCAUAUUAAUGAAGCCGGGUGACUGAUGUGGUUAUUUAAAACUCCUCCAAUGUUUAUCGGAUGAGUCCCGGAACAUAUUCCAGUCUGUGUUAGCGAAACAGUCCUGUAGAUUAGCAUGGGGUAAACAUGGGGGUACAGUCCUGUAGAUUAGCAUGGGGUAAACAUGGGGGGUACAGUCCUGUUGUAGUUAGCAUGGGGUAACAUGGGGGGUGAUAGUCUGUAGAUUAGCAUGGGUAAGGUAAACAUGGGGGGUAUAGUCUGUAGAUUAAGCAUGGGGAAACAUGGGGGUACAGGUCCUGUAGAUUAGCAUGGGGUUAAACAUGGGGGGGUACAGUCCGGUAGAGUGCCAUGGGGUAAAACAUGGGGUACAGUAAUGUAGAUUAGCAUGGGGUAAAAUGGGGGUACAGUCUGUGAUUGCAUGGGGUAAACGAUGGGGGGUAAAGUCCUGUAGAUUAGGCAUGGGGUAAAAACAUGGGGGGUACAGUCCUGUAGAUUAGGCAGGGGGUAACCAUGGGGGGUGGUACAGUCCUGGAGAUUAGCAUGGGGUAAACAUGGGGGGUACAGUCCUGUAGAUUAGCAUGGGGUUACAAACAUGGGGGGUAACAGUCCGAGAUUAGCAUGGGGUAACAUGGGGAGUACAGUCCUGUAGAUUAGCAUGGGGUUAAACAUGGGGUGUGGUAAAGUCUGUAGCGUAGCAUGGGGUAAACAUGGGGGGUACAGUCCUGUAGAUUAGCAUGGGGUAAACAUGGGGGGUACAGUCCUGUAGAUUAGCAUGGGGUAAACAUGGGGGUUGGGUACAGUCCUGUAGAUUAGCAUGGGGUAACAUGGGGUUACAGUCCUGUAGAUUAGCAUAGGGGAUAACAUGGGGGGGGGGGUACAGUCCUGUAGAUUAGCAUGGGGUAAACAUGGGGGGUACAGUCCUGUAGAUUAGCAUGGGGUAAACAUGGGGGUACAGUCCUGUAGAUUAGCAUGGGGUAAACAUGGGGGUACAGUCCUGUAGAUUAGCAUGGGGUAAACAUGGGGGGUACAGUCCUGUAGAUUAGCAUGGGUUAAACAUGGGGGGUACCGAGGACCUGUAGAUUAGCAGGGGUUAAACACGAGGGGUACAGUUCCUGUGAUUAGCAUGGGGUAAACAUGGGGGGGGUAGGGACAGUCUGUAGAUUAGCAUGGGUAAACAGGGGGGUACAGUCCUGGUAGAUUAGCAGGGGUAAACAUGGGGGGUACAGUCCGUAGAUUAGCAUGGGGGUCAAACAUGGGGGUACAGUCCUGUAGGUAGCAUGGGGGUUAAAACAUGGGGGUACAGGCCUGUGUAGAUUAGCAUGGGGAUAAACAUGGGGUAAGUCCUGGUAGAGUAGCAUGGGGUGGUAAAACAUGGGGGGGUACAGGUCCUGUAGAUUAGCAUGGGGUAAACAUGGGGGUACAGUCCUGUAGAUUAGCAUGGGGUAAACAUGGGGUACAGUCCUGUAGAUUAGCAUGGGGUAAACAUGGGGGGUACAGUCCUGUAGAUUAGCAUGGGGGUAAAACAUGGGGGUACAGUCUUGUAGAUUGCAUGGGGUUACACAUGGUGGGUACAGUCCUGUAGAUUAGGUAUGGGGAAACAUGGGUGGUACAGUCCUGUAUGAUUUAGCAGGGGGUAAACAUGGGGGUACAGUCCUGUAAUUAGCAGGGGGUAAACAUGCGGGGUAUAGUCCUGUGCACGACUAGCAUGGGGUGUAAGUAAACAUGGGGGGGUACAGUCCUGUAGAUAGCAGGGUAAACAUGGGGGGGUACAGUCCUGUAGAUUAGCAUGGGGUAGUAAACAUGGGGGUAUAGUCUGUAGGAUUAGCAUGGGGUGUAAACAUGGGGGUACAGUCCUGUAGAUUAGCAUGAGCUAAACAUGGGGGUACAGUCCUGUAGAUUAGCAGGGGGUAAAAUGGGGGUUACAGUCCUGUUAGAUUCGCUGGGGUAAACAUGGGGCGAUUAGUCAUGUAGUAGCAUGGGGUAAACAUUGGGGGGUAAAGUCCUGUAGAUUAGAAAUGGGGUAAACAUGGGGUACAGUUUCCUGUACGAUUAGCAAAAUUGGGGGUAACAUGGGGGGGUAUAGUCCUGUAGAUUAGCAUGGGUAAACAUGGGGGGUAUAGUACUGGGAAGAUUCGCAUGGGGUAACACAUGGGGGGGGUACAGUCCUGUAGAUUAGCAUGGGGUAAACAUGGGGGUACAGUCCUGUAGAUUAGCAUGGGGUAAACAUGGGGGGUAUAGUCCUGUAGAUUAGCAUGGGGUAAACAUGGGGGGUACAGUCCUGUAGAUUAGCAUGGGGUGAAACAAUGGGGGGUUACGUCUGUAGAUAGCAUGGGGUAAACGAUGGGGGUACAGUCCUGUAGAUUAGCAUGGUGGUGAAACAUGGGGGGUACAGUCCAUGUGAAGUAGCAUGGUGUAAACAUGGGGUGGUACAUCCUGUAGAUUAGGGCAUGGGGUAUAACAUGGGGUACAGUCCUUGUGCGAUAGCAUGGGGUUAAACAUGGGGGGGGGGGGGGUGGGGGGGUACCAGUCCGUAGAUAGCAUGGGGUAAACAUGGGGCGAGUUACAGCCUGUAGAUAGCAUGAGGGAACAUGGGGGGAGUACAGCUGGAGAGUAGCAUGGGGUAAAACAUGGGGGUACAAGUCCUGAGAUUAGCAUGGAGGGUAAAAACAUGGGGGGUACAACGGAUUUCAGACUUCCCUGCAUUAAAUCACCAGGGCCACUAGGGGCGCCGCCUCUGGAUGUGCAUUUCCUUGUUUGCUUAUGGCCCUAUACAGCUGUUUGAGUGUGGUCUUAGAGCCAGUAACGGUUUGUGGUGCUAAAUAUAGACGGCGAGGGAAAAAUAAUGGUAAAUAGUAUGGUGUGCAGCUCAUCAUGAGGUAUUCAGGCAAGCAAAAGCUCAAGACUUCCUUAACAUUAGAAAUCGUGCACCUGGGACACAGGGUAAGAGAUUCAUUCAUUCACACCUAACCCCUACACCACGCUACCUACCUGGGGGCACAGAGGGUAAGAGAUUCAUUCAUUCAUACCUAACCCCUACACCACGCUACCUACCUGGGACACAGGGUAAGAGAUUCAUUCAUUCAUCCCUAACCCCUACACCACGCUACCUACCUGGGACACAGAGGGUAAGAGAUUCAUUCAUUCAUACCUAACCCCUACACCACGCUACCUACCUGGGACACAGAGGUAAGAGAUUCAUUCAUUCAUCCCUAACCCCUACACCACGCUACCUACCUGGGACACAGAGAGGGUAGAGAUUCAUUCAUAUACCUAACCCUACACCACGCUACCUACCUGGGACACAGAGGGUAAGAGAUUCAUUCAUUCAUCCCUAACCCCUACACCACGCUACCUACCUGGGACACAGAGGGUAAGAGAUUCAUUCAUUCAUCCCUAACCCCUACACCACGCUACCUACCUGGACACAGAGGGUAAGAGAUUCAUUCAUUCAUCCCUAACCCCUCCACCACACGCUACCACUGGGACACAGAGGUAAGAGAUUCAUUCAUUCAUAGCUAACCCCUACACACCACGCUUACCUACCUGGGACAACAGAGGGUAAGAGAUUCAUUCAUUCAUCCUAACCCCACACACCACGCUACGACUACCCUGGGACAAGGAGGGAUAAGAGAUUCAUUCAUUCAUUACCUAACCCCUACACCACGCGACCUACCUGGGACACAGGAGGGUAAGAGAUUCAUUCAUCAUUCCCUAACCCAUUACACACGAUACCUACUGGGGACACAGAGGGUAAGAUAUUCAUUCAUUCAUCCCUAACCCCUACACCACGCUACCUACCUGGGACACAGAGGGUAAGAGACUACGACUAGGCUGCUGUUCCCUUCCUUCCUUCCAUCUUUUCUUGCAUCCAUCCUUGGUAUUUUAUUAGGAUCCCAAUUAGCUGUUGCGAAACCAUCAGCUAUUCUUCCUGGGUUUCACACAAAACAUGAAACAUAACAUAAUACAGAACAUUAAUAGACGAGAACAGCUCAAGGACAGAACUACAUAAAUUUAAAAAGGCACACGUAGCCUUCAUAUCAAUACAUACACACAAAAUAUCUAGGUCAAAUAGGGGAGAGGCGUUGUACCGUGAGGUGUUGCGUUAUCUGUUUUUUGAAACCAGGUUUGCUGUUUAUUUGAGCAAUAUUAGAUGGAAGGGAGUUCCAUGCAAUAAUGUCUCUAUAUAAUACUGUACACUUUCUUGAAUUUGUUCUGGAUUUGGGGACAGUGAAAAGACCCCUGGUGGCAUGUCUGGGGGUAAGUGUGUGUGUCAGAGCUAUGUGUAAGUUGACUAUGCAAACCAUUUGGAAUUUUCAACACAUUGUUUCUUAACAAAAGAAGAAGUGAUGCAGUCAGUCUCUCCUCAACUCUUAGCCAAGAGAGACUGGCAUAUUAAUAUUAACCCUCUGAUUACAAUGAAGAGCAAGAUGUGCCGCUCUGUUCUGGGCCAGCUGCAGCUUAACUAGGUCUUUCCUUGCAGCACUUGACCACACGAUUGGACAAUAAUGAAGAUAAGACAAAACUAGAGCCUGAAGGACUUGCUUUGUGUAGUGUGGUGACAAAAGUAGUGCAUCUCUUUAUUAUGGACAGACCUCUCCCCAUCUUUACAACCAUUGAAUAUCUCUCUCUCUCUCUCUCUCUCUCUCUCUCUCUCUCCUCUCUCUCUCUCUAUCUAUCUAUCUAUCUAUCUAUCUAUCUAUCUAUCUAUCUAUCUAUCUAUCUAUCUAUCUAUCUAUCUAUCUAUCUAUCUAUCUAUCUAUCUAUCUAUCUAUCUAUCUAUCUAUCUAUCUAGUCAGGUGUGUCUGUUCCUGAAGCGAGGGGCUUGUCAGACGGAGGUGGAUGAGGAAGGUCACGACCCUCUGAGCAUGGCUGUCCAGGCUGCUAACGCUGAUAUUGUUACGCUGUGAGUCAUACGUACAUCACACCACAGCUAUGCAUUUAGCCAACGCUCACACACACACCUCUGAGCAUGACUGUCCAGGCCGCUAAUGCGUACAUCGUUACUUUAAUAGUUGUUUUGCUCAGGAACACAGGAAAGUUCACCUAAAGUUCACAUAAAACAUCUGAAACCUCUUCAAAGAGAAUCUUAAAUAAUCCCACAGCACACCCCCCCCCCCUCGCUAAAUGACUAGAAUGUAAAAUGUUACCCAAACUUUUGUUAAUAUUACAAACUUUUGUUUCUCUCCUUCUAUAUAUUUUUUUACCCUACCGCUACCUCUCCAACCCUAUCCCCCCUGCUCCUACCUCUCCAACCCUAUCCCCCCUGCUCCUACCUCUCCAACCCUAUCCCUCCUGCUCCUACCUCUCCAAUCCUAUCCCCCCUGCUCCUACCUCUCCAACCCUAUCCCCCCUGCUCCUACCUCUCCAACCAUAUCCCCCCUGCUCCUACCUCUCCAACCCUAUCCCCCUGCUCCUACCUCUCCAAACCCUAUCCCCCUGCUCCUACCUCUCCAACCCUAUCCCCCUGCUCCUACCUCUCCAACCCUAUCCCCCUGCUCCUACCUCUCCAACCUUAUCCCCCUGCUCCUACCUCUCCAACCCUAUCCCCCCUGCUCCUACCUCUCCAACCUUAUCCCCCCUGCUCCUACCUCAUCCCCCUGCUCCUACCUCUCCAACCUUAUCCCCCUGCUCCUACCUCUCCAACCCUAUCCCCCCUGCUCCUACCUCUCCAACAUAUCCCCCCUGCUCCUACCUCUCCAACCCUAUCCCCCUGCUCCUACCUCUCCAACCCUAUCCCCCCUGCCUCCUACCUAUCCCCCUGCUUACUCUCAACCUAUCCCCCCUGCUCCUACCUCUCCAACCCUAUCCCCCCUGCUCCUACCUCUCCAACCCUAUCCCCCUGCUCCUACCUCUCCAACCCUAUCCCCCCUGCUCCUCCUACCCCUCUCCAACUAUCCCCCUGUCUCCUCCCCUACCUCCACCUCCCCCUGCUCCUACCUAUCCCCCUGCUCCUACCUCUCCAACCCUUAUCCCCCUGCUCCUACCUCUCCAACCUAUCCCCCUGCUCCUACCUCUCCAACCUAUCCCCCCUGCUCCUACCAUCCCCCCUGCUCCUACCUCUCCACCCUAUCCCCCUGCUCCUACCUCACUAUCCCCCUGCUCCUACCUCUCCAACCUAUCCCCUCCCCUGCUCCUACCUUCCCCCUUCCCACCACUACCCCUGCUCCACCUCAUCCCCCUCUCCUACCUCUCCAACCUAUCCCCCUCUACCUCCAUCCCCCUCCUACCUCCAACCUAUCCCCCACGCCCUACCUCCAACCUUAUCCCCCUACCUCUAUCCCCCCACCCUCUCCCUUUCCUCCAUCGCGCUCUCCCUCUCUCUCUCUCCCAGGUUGCGGUUAGCACGGAUGAACGAGGAGAUGCGCGAGGCGGAGGGUCCAUUCGGUCAGCCAGGUCAAUACCCCUGCAGCUCCCCCACUGAACAGCAGUACAGGAAAUGUAUUCAGGAGUUUAUCUGCCUCACCAUAGACUACUGCUAGGGGGCGACACUGAGGCAGACCAAACAUAGUUGCAUCCCAAAUGGCACAUAGGGCUCUGUCCAAAGUAGUACACUACGUAGGGAAUUAUGGGCCCUGGUCAAAAGUAGUGCACUACUUAGGGAAUAGGGUGCCAUCUGGAAUACAGCUUAGCCACUAUCAACAGGGCAUAUCAUAUAGGGCAGAGUAGUAGGAUGAAGUUGCCCUUAGAAAAACUGGUCUGGAGUCAGUUUUGCGUUGCUACCGUAAGUGGUUAGGGUUAUGAUUUUGUAGAGGAUAAAGCUGAUUCUAGAUCUGUGUCUAAGAGCAACUUCUACUGGGAGUGUGUGUGUAUAGGGCAUUUCUGUGGAGAGAAGAUGAGCGAGAUGACUGUAAGUCGCUUUGGAUAAAAGCGUCUGCUAAAUGGCUUAUUAUUAUUAUUAUUAUUAUUAUUAUUAUAUUAUUAUAAGUGAAACUAGGCUCUACUGACUGUACUGCAGAUGAACGGCAUUUUGACUUAUAUUUCCAACAACGUUCCUCUCUUCUUUGCUAAUCUGGUGUCCACAUCCAGAUCUUUUAACCACAUAGCUACCGGCUUUCCACACCGUCCGCUGUCGUCCAUCCAUCCUAGAAAUGGAGUGAAACGCAGUGUAUCCGGCUGUUCCUAAUACUCUGCCUGUGGUUCUCACUGUCAGGCCCAUUACUCUCUGUACUGCUCAACGUUCCUGCCUCUGGGACACUAUUAGAAGAAGAAGAAAAAAGGUGCUAGUCCCGUGUAUCUCAGCUGGUAGAGCGUGGCGCUUGCAUACGCCAGGGUUGUGGGUUCGUUUUCCCACGGGGGGGGGGGACCAGUAUGAAAAAAUUUAUGCACUCACUAUAACUGUAAGUCGCUCUGGAUAAGAGCAUCUGCUAAAUGACGUAAAAUGUAAAAUGUAAAAUGUGCUAUCUAGGUACCGUUAAGGGUUAUUCGGCUGUCCCCAUAGGAGAGCCCUUUGAAGAACCCUUUUUAGUUCCAUGUAAAACCCUUUCCACUGAGGGUUCUACCUUGAACCAAAAAGGGUUUUCCUGUGGGGACAGUGUAGCAUUACCUUCCCUCUUCCGCCCUCUCUUACCAGUAAGGACCUAAGCUUCCACGGAGCUCUUCGCCUUUUAAGGAGUCUUUACAAUAUUAAUUCUACAGGGCGGCAGGUAGCUUCGUGGGUAAGAGCGUUGUGCCAGUAACCGAAAGGUCGCUGGUUCUAAUCCCCGAGCCGACUAGGUGAAAAAUCUGCCGAUGUGCCCUUGAGCAAGGCACUUAACCCUAAUUGCUCCUGUAAGUCGCUCUGGAUAAGAGCGUCUGCUAAAUGACGUAAAUGUAAAUGUGUUCUAUUCAGCAUUUUACAGUGGUUUAGAACAUUAUAUUAUAGAGUGUUCCAGUGUUCUAUUCCAGAAUUCGAUAGUACCAUGAUAAUUUAUCAGCGGCCCAUUGUGUUAUAAUUAAUUACAAUCUGUCGAUUAGAAAUAACGUCAUCAUGAUUACAGUAUGUCCAUAACUCUGUAUUCCUUAAAAGGUUAAAGCUGGUCUGAAAAGGAAGCCAUUAGGCCUUAUAUCUUCUGAUGGGAGAUAUAUGCUAGAUGUAAUUCAGUGGCUAGAUGUGCAGGCCCAUGUUCCAACUGUUGUUCCGUAGUGGCAUGAGGUUACAGUGAUCUGGGAUGGGUGGUGUGUGUAUGUUACAGGAAGUUCCCCUGCGUUAGUCUGUGAAGGUGGGGUCGUCAUUGGUUUACUGUGUGUAAUUGGGAGGGAGGGAUGGAGGGGUGAAGUGGUAAAACUGAUGAGAAUACUGAAGGACUGAUGGAGAAAGAAACAGAUACUGUAGAGUGAGUGAGUGAGGUGAGUGAGUGAACGAGAGAAUGGACGAGUGCAUGUGUGAGGAUGUCUCAGAAAUGAAAUGCUAUAAUAUUAUUAUUACGAUGAUACCUUCAUGUAAAAAAAAAAAAAAAAAAAAGAUAUAUUCAACUGUGGACUUUUCACUUUUCCUUCCUACAGUAAUGUGA
Messenger RNA from Coregonus sp. 'balchen', 42190 nucleotides. Lineage: Eukaryota; Metazoa; Chordata; Actinopteri; Salmoniformes; Salmonidae. The record is from the annotation of a GenBank genome assembly.